Molecule: messenger RNA, 890 nt
Organism: Phymastichus coffea
Lineage: Eukaryota; Metazoa; Arthropoda; Insecta; Hymenoptera; Eulophidae
Exons: 3
Coding region: 1-876 (291 amino acids)
Source: RefSeq, a predicted model, not a curated record
AUGGAGCGGGUUUGGAGACGCGUGAAAAGUGCUAGUUGCCGAGCUGGCACAAAGAUAGUAUCCCUGAAUGAUAGUCAAUUAACACAACAGCAGUUGCCUGACCAUUGUGAUGACCAAAAGCAAAGACAGUUGGAUAUGAAGCGUGUUCGAAGUCCUCAGGCCAUUGUCUGCAGCUGUCAGACACAGCCGUGCCUUAUUCACCCUGUAGUUAUCAAAGUCCGUAAGAGGCAACGUUCGUCACCGUUCUACUGCAAAUGCCCUCCCGAGAGCAAACCUUAUAUACACACACACAGACCAGCUGGACCGAGGCAUUCUCGGAGAUGCGAGUGCACGGAACAACCAUGCCGGCACGGUACCGGAGUAAGCUACAAUUGGCGGCGGCGCGGAACUCCUCAAGGUCCGUCCGUAUUGUUCGCAAAUUUGCAGCAACAGCAGCAGAUCCUAACACCACCCUGUCCCCACGGCUCUGCCAAGAUUUGCGACUGUCCGAGCGAAGCCCGACUCUGUAUGUAUCCAGUCAGUAGCCAGUAUCAGCGACAUCAGCAACAAUGUCAAGAUCGAGGCCAGGUAAUACCAACAAUGACCAUAGCAGCAUCUGACGGUCCAAUAAAGAAAGUCAAAUGUCGCGUACGCCGUGCCGCCGACUGUGCCAUGGCUCGCUGCAGUGCUGAGCUUGCGAUGCUUCAGCUGCACUGGGAAUUGCCCAGCGAGUGCGCACCCUGCCGGCCUCGCCGACUCACACGUCGCUUAUGCCGCCGCCAAUACAGUGACAACGAACUCUACCGCAGCAAUAGUUUCAAGUUUGAAAAGUUUGAACGCAGCAAAGACGACUGCUCGACGCCCAUGCGCAAACAGCGUAUUUUGGAUACUGGCUAAAAAUACAUUAUUUG